CCCCCAUCACCAACACCUACGCCUCGCUGCUCCCUCCUCCUUCACUAUCUGGGUCUCUGGGGAGGAAGGUGGGGCAAGGAUCAUGUAAACACCCCCCCUCCUCCUCAUCUGCCUCCUUGUCCUCUCUUUUUUCUUCUUUCCUCGCAAAUUCCCCCUCUUCCCAUCCUCCAGUGCCUCCAUCCCAGAACUAGCUCAGUGAUGUUUCUUCAUCUUUUAUCUCUCCUCCUGCAUGGACAUCGUUGGGUGAGGUGAAAGGGGAAGGCAGGUGUGGAGGUGAGGCGGCGAUUGGGCUACAACCUUAAAACUCAUGUGACAGCACAUUAACCGGAGGCGAGACUUUGUCACGCUCCCACAGCCGCCACCAAUUCCCCUUACUGCCUCCCUCCUCCUCCUCCCUCAUGCUACCUUCCCACCGCAGUUACACACACCUCCCUCCCUCCCCCUCCUGCAACGCAACUCCUCUCCGCUCACUCCGCGGCUUGUGAGACCGUUGGCAGCCUUGGUGCGUGGAGGGAAAGAGAAAGGAGAGAGGAGAGAGUGAGGCUUUCCCAGAAUAGAGAAGCAGGAGGAGGUGAGAGGGAUGAUGAUGGAAGCCAGCUUUGACACUGAGGAGAGUUUUGACGAUCCCUCCUGUCUCGCCCCGCAGCCCCCCGGCUCUGUUUCGCCGGCCAAGAGGCAGAUCAAGGAGGUCAAGGAGACCAAGAUCACCAUAAACUGUGUGACUUUUCCUCUGCCUGGAGAAGGUCCGGAGCAGCAGCUCCUCAAGCCCGACGAAUGGAGCUACUGCGAUUACUUCUGGACCGACAGGAAAGACCCCCAGGGCACCACGUUGGUGACGGGCUUCGAGGUUCUCCUGCAGAAGCAGCUGAAGGGCAAACAGCUGCAGAAGGAGAUGGCCGAGUUUAUCCACGAGAGGACUCUCGGAGAAGCGUGGACUCAGCUUAAGAAGAGUCUCCAUGAUGAGGCUGAAGUUCACCUCAAGUUCUCCAACAAGCUCCACACGGAGGUAGAGAAGCCCUUGCUGACCUUCAGGGGCGACAACUUCAAGAAGGACCUGAAGAAGUACGACCAUCACAUCGCCGACCUCAGGAAGCAGCUGGCCAGCCGCUACGCCAGCGUGGAGAAGGCACGUAAAGCCCUGGCAGACAGGCAGAAGGAUCUGGAGGUGAAGACCCAGCAGCUGGAGAUUAAACUCAGCAAUAAGACGGAGGAGGACAUAAAGAAGGCCCGGCGGAAAUCCACACAAGCAGGUGAUGACCUGAUGCGCUGUGUGGACCUCUACAACCAAACCCAGUCCAAGUGGUUUGAAGAAAUGGUGACAACCAGCAUGGAGCUGGAGAAACUGGAGGUGGAGCGGAUCGAGUGGAUUCAGCAGCAUUUACGACAGUAUACGACCCUACGGCACGAAACAGACAUGUUCAACCAGAGUAUGGUUGAGCCCGUCGACCAGCUGCUGCAGAAUGUGGAUCCCGCCAAAGACAGAGAGCUGUGGGUGAAGGAGAACAAAACCGGCGACGUUCGGCCUGUGGAUAUGGACAUAUAGCUCGUCCCGGCCCGACCUGGGAUCAGCUGUCCUGUCUUCAGCAUUAAAACACAUCCACAGAAUCCAGGAACACUUGACGACACUGAUUCGGGGACGGUGCAUGUUCAGACCCCUGAGGUCUGCUCAUCCUCUCUCUGAGUGGAACAGUGAGGAGGAAAACAGUCCAGCUAACAGUAACGGACCCAAGUACCAGCAUGUUCCUACUAAAUUUAAACCCCAUCAUAAUCCACAUUAGCUUACUGAAUGCCAUUUAACAUAUUCUGCUGUUUACCUGUUGUAAAGUUGAGAUUAUUAAAAAAAUGUACGUAUUUUGAAUUGUUCAGUUUAGCGUCAGCCAACACUUUUCCAGUCUGAGUAAACCAAACAAAAAAAAAAAAGGUCUGAUUAUUGAUAUUAUUUUGGAUACUGAAGCAUACUGAGAUCUUGGAAUGAUAUAUUUUCAUAAUUUGCUGGUCCAUUUUGGUGGAAAUGCAUGUUUUGAAUAUAUUGUUUUCACUGUACGUGGAGAGCUGCACACUCUGUGGAACCAUGAUGGCUGUUUCGGUGUAGUUUAUGGAAGUUAAACAAGGUAUUCUCCAUCUUGUCCAUAAUUUUGGAGCUUUCUCCCACUUAAAAAAAGGAAAGUGUACAGCAUAAAUAUCCAGAAACCUCAACUUUUCCAAGCAUUUUGCAAUCAGGAUUUGAUUACACUCAGCACAAGUCCCAAGAUUUAGGCCAGGGUCUAUUUUGAAUCAGCGCGAAGGAGGAAAAGGUGGUCCAAAUUACACUGAAACACCUUUUAGUGCCUAACGGUUAUAUACCUGGAAUGUCCUUGAUUUAUUCUUCUCUGCAUCGGUGUACAUUUGUACAUACUGGUUCGAUGUUUGCACUGUUCAACGUCGUCUGUUUCACGUUUCGUCGACCCUUAAAGAGAAGAUCUUUAAGGGUCGACAUGCAGCGGGAAGUGCGAGGUGAUAGAGAUAUCCGAGACUGCAUGUAGACUACGUGUCCGUGUUUACAUAUAUGUGUUUGUUUGUCGCUGUCUUUACAUUUUGUCGUUUGUUUUGGAAUCAUUUUUCUUUUCUAUGUUCCCAGAAGGACAAAGUUAAAUAAUAAAGAUUUUAAUCCAGCUGUCGGGCACUCAAAAAAAGUUGUGAAAAAGUAAAGAAAUGCUUAGCUGCCUUAUGGAAAACACUUUCAGACUUUGCUUUGCCCCCACCCCCUAAAACGGCUUCAUGUGUAGGUUUGAAAUAGUGUAUUUGUUGUAGAGGUUUUUAUCAGUGUGUCUCAAUGUUGUGCACUAAGUGUGACGAGUUAUUAUGUUCCAACUAAAUGUUCUUGACCCGAAUCCACAAUGACAUAACGGUUGAGUUAACUGCCCUUCUGUGGUGACUGUUUUCAUUAACGUGAGUUUAAUCCGAUUUUCCCAAUGUUUUUAAGAAUGUUGGAUCACAGGUGACCUCUGUCCCGACGGUGUAGUGAGGAAUGCAGUGUCCAAAAUAAAUCUCCUCUUUGAAAAUUAAAUGCCACAGCGUGUCGUUAUGUAACUCUGCCAGGGGGGGGCGGGGGGUUUAGAAAUGGGCAGUUACAUCUGCAAGAUGUUUCAUUUAAGAUCUGAUUGAUGUGAAUAAAAAAAAUUAAACUCA
Molecule: messenger RNA, 3168 nt
Organism: Neolamprologus brichardi
Lineage: Eukaryota; Metazoa; Chordata; Actinopteri; Cichliformes; Cichlidae
Source: RefSeq, a predicted model, not a curated record